CCAAUUCCCACGCAUUUUCGGCACUUCGCAGACCCUCAAACCCUCACGCUCAUUUUAUUAUUUUCUUUCCCUUGUCAAUUUUCGCGAUCACCUCUGUCGUCAUCAUGACCCGCGCGCAGCAGACCAUCUCCAUUGGCCUCUUGGUCUCCUCUCUCUACUUUGCUCUCUUCCUGGAGCUCAUUCCUCUCCCUCCUCUCGUCCAGCAAGAAAUCGUCCCAGUGCUCCCCUUCUGGGCCCUCAUUUCCUUCGGCGCGUUCCUCCUCUUCCGUCUCGGCUGGGGCGUCUUCACUUUCAACGAUGUUCCCGCGGCGCACAAGGAGCUGAUGGAGGAGAUUGAGUUGGCCAAGGUCGAUCUCAGGAAGCUGGGUGUUGACGUGGACUAAAUCGUGGCAUACGUGGCGCAAUUGGAAGAGGGAUAAACAAAAUGUAAAAAUAAUCAUGUGUAAUAUCACUCUGGGAUCAAAACAAGUAGUGUUUUUUAAUGUUC
This is a messenger RNA of Trichoderma virens Gv29-8, 487 nucleotides long. Its product is annotated as Dolichyl-phosphate-mannosyl transferase. Gene Ontology annotation, cellular component: endoplasmic reticulum membrane; dolichol-phosphate-mannose synthase complex. The transcript is spliced from 3 exons. The record is from RefSeq and is a predicted model, not a curated record. NCBI's taxonomy places the organism in Eukaryota, Fungi, Ascomycota, Sordariomycetes, Hypocreales, Hypocreaceae. The coding region runs from base 105 to 383 and encodes 92 amino acids. Gene Ontology annotation, biological process: GPI anchor biosynthetic process.